AUGUCUGCAAGUGCAACAAGCGGAUCGGUACGCCAACCUAGCGGCUCCGCAGGGUCUCAGAGCUCAAUUCCCGCAAUCACUGAAAGUACGCUAUACUCUACGACAAGCUUCAACUUCUCAGCCGGGACAAGCACGUAUUUGCCACUCACGGACUUCUCGAACGAGCAACUUGCCUUUCUGUGGGAUCAAGUCGGCCCCCGUCAGACCGCAGCGAUCACCACAACGGUCUCGCCUACUCCUGAGCCCUCGGUCUUCCCCAAACCCGGCAAUUUACACGGUCUUGUUCCGGCAUAUCUUCAAGAAGUCGCAGACGCCAAGCUCCUCGAUGACUUUCUCUGGGGUGUGGCUUCCGCAGCCUUCCAAGUCGAGGGCGCAGUCGAUGCCGAAGGCAAAGGGCCGUCAGUGUGGGAUCUGCUACCGCACCGCUGGGCGAACUCGAUCGCGGACAACACGACUGGAGACAUCACUGCCAACAAUUACUACCUCUAUAAGCAGGACAAUGCGCGUCUGAAGGCUCUUGGUAUCCAAUCAUAUAGCUUCAGCAUCGGCUGGGCCCGCAUCUUCCCAUUCGGCAGAGGGCCAGUAAAUGCACAGGGUGUCACUCACUAUGACGACCUAUUUGCCAACCUCAUGGACAACGACAUAAAGGCAGUAGUCACCCUGUUUCAUUGGGACACUCCGCUUGCCCUCUUCAAUAGCUAUGGGGCAUGGACGAGCGAGGACAUCGUCGAAGACUACUUCAACUACGCAAAGUACGUCAUUACCCGCUACGAUAAGUAUGUCACGGCCUGGUACACUUUCAACGAACCACAGUACUGUAACUGGCGCUUCUCCACCUACCCAUACGGCACAAUCUUGCCUGAUUAUAAUGGCAUCGGCGUGGGAGGUGGUUUACGCGCUCGCUUCUUGUGUGGUCACUACACGCUGCUGGCGCACGCCACGGUCUAUAAGUGGUACAAAGAGGUGUUCGGCGGCACUAAGCCCAUGACUCACAAGACUUCUGCCAACUACAUCUUGCCCAACAGUUCUUCCGCAGCUGACGCCGAAGCCGUGACCCGCCAGUACGACUUCGAUAUCGGCUGGUUCGGCGGUAUGUGGACCAAUGGCGACUACCCAGCUUCACUCAAGUCUACGCUGGGCGACCUUCUCCCCACUUUAACCGCGGAUCAAAUGGCCCUUAUCAAAGGCUCGGGAGACUUCUACGCUCUUGAUGGCUACACCGCAAACUAUGCCGCCGCGCCUCCCAAUGGUAUCGCCGCCUGUGCCGCGAACAGGUCCGAUCCGAACUUUCCAGAGUGUUCCAUCACGUCGCCGCUGCAGCCGGACGGCUUUCCAGAGGGCCCAAACGCGGACGCUGGCGCAUCAUGGCUAUGGAGCACACCACAGGCUAUUCGGCCCUUCUUAAGCUUCAUCACGAAAGACUAUUUUCCGACAGUCCCGUCCAUCGUAGUGUCAGAGUUUGGCUUCGCAGACCCGUGUGAAGCGUCUUUCAACAGCCCUUCGCAGAUCUUGUGGGACCUUCGCCGCGCAGAUUAUAUCCAAAGCUACCUUGACAACAUCCUUGCUGCUCGGGUGCUUGACGGUGUCAACGUGACCGGCGCCUUCGCUUGGGCUAUCUACGACAAUUACGAGUGGAAUAGUGGCUUGGGUACUAGGUUCGGCCUGCAGUAUAACAACAUGACAAGCCAAGAGCGCUACCCCAAGGCUAGCAUGUUCCAAUUCCUGAACUGGUUUCAGACACACGGCACGCUCGGCAGUGGUGCUGCGAACAUCACUGCUCCCGUUGGGAAGGUGAAAAGGGAGUCGGCGUUUGGACAGCUGUAG
Molecule: messenger RNA, 1824 nt
Organism: Baudoinia panamericana UAMH 10762
Lineage: Eukaryota; Fungi; Ascomycota; Dothideomycetes; Mycosphaerellales; Teratosphaeriaceae
Product: glycoside hydrolase family 1 protein
Exons: 2
Coding region: 1-1824 (607 amino acids)
Biological process (GO): carbohydrate metabolic process
Molecular function (GO): beta-glucosidase activity
Source: RefSeq, a predicted model, not a curated record